Molecule: messenger RNA, 330 nt
Organism: Arabis nemorensis
Lineage: Eukaryota; Viridiplantae; Streptophyta; Magnoliopsida; Brassicales; Brassicaceae
Source: the annotation of a GenBank genome assembly
AUGGAAGCCAAAGGAGAAACCCAAUGGAGCUCUAUUAUAGUUCCUUCUGUUCAAGAGAUGGUUAAGGAGAAGACGAUCACGACCGUUCCUCUCUGGUAUAUAUCCGAUACCGAGAUCCCAAUCAUCGACAUGAAACGGUUAUGUUCUUCGACCGCCUUGGACUACUCUGAGGUUGAGAAACUCGACUUCGCUUGCAAAGAAUGGGGAUUUUUUCAGCUUGUAAACCAUGGAAUCGACUCAAGUUUUUUGGACAAGAUCAAGUCGAAGACUCGAGAUUUCUUCAACCUUCCUAUGGAAAGAGAAGAGGAAGCUGUGGCAGCAACCACAUGA